This is a messenger RNA of Panicum virgatum (switchgrass), 1546 nucleotides long. RefSeq names its product dof zinc finger protein DOF5.6-like. The coding region runs from base 367 to 1239 and encodes 290 amino acids. The record is from RefSeq and is a predicted model, not a curated record. NCBI's taxonomy places the organism in Eukaryota, Viridiplantae, Streptophyta, Magnoliopsida, Poales, Poaceae. The transcript has 2 exons. Gene Ontology annotation, biological process: regulation of DNA-templated transcription. Gene Ontology annotation, molecular function: DNA binding; DNA-binding transcription factor activity.
CCCACCGUUCACAUCCCUCAUUCUGCCACCAACCACCGCCACCACCAGUACUACCACACAUCCAUCCAUCCUCCCUCACCUCUCUCUAGGUCUUCUUCUCUCCAACCUCCAUUACCGCAGCACCUCUCUUGAUCUUCUCUUGGUGUUCUUUCUCCCAGUUAGCUGCCGCCAGCAGCAAGAAGAUCAGAUAGCUGUUACUAGCAUAUAGGAUGAUCAGGAUAAUGAAGUAGCUAGAUAGGUUCCACAGGUGUGUAUCAGCUAGGUUUGUGUGUGUGCUGGCUCGUGAUUUGGAAGAACACAUCACACACCUUGUCUUACUCAGGUCAGGUGGCUACUAGCUAGCGAGGUAUAGUCAUCCGUCGAUCGAUGAUGGCCGGGGCACCGCCGAUGCACAUCUGCAUGGACUCGGACUGGCUCAAGGGCAUCGUCCCCGAGGAGCCCGGGAUGGGGUCGUCGUCGCCGUCGGCGGAGCUGAUCGCGUGCCCGCGGUCGGUGCACGCCGCGGCGGCGGACCGGCGCCUGCGGCCGCAGCACGACCAGCCGCUCAAGUGCCCGCGGUGCGAGUCCACGCACACCAAGUUCUGCUACUACAACAACUACAGCCUCUCGCAGCCGCGCUACUUCUGCAAGACGUGCCGCCGCUACUGGACCAAGGGCGGCUCGCUCCGCAACGUCCCCGUCGGCGGCGGCUGCCGCAAGAACAAGCGCGCCAGCGCCAAGAAACCCGCCGCGCCGCCGAUGCUGCAGGCGCACGGGCGGCAGGUGGUGGCGGAGACCGGCCUCCACCUGUCCUUCUCCGGCAUGCAGCAGCUGCCGCCGCCUCCGCCCGCCGCUGCGGACCCGCUGUGCAGCCUCGGCCUCCUGGACUGGAAGUACGACCCGAUCCUCGCAGGAUCGUCCGGCGGCGCGCUGGAUGGCGCCAGCUCCGAGGCGCACUUCGCGGGGGCCGGCAUGAUGGGCAUCCCCGGCGGCGGCGAGUGCCACGCGCUGAGCGCGCUCCGGUACGCGGCCGGCCUGGGCGACCACCUGCAGCUGCAGGGGCUGCCGUUCGGGGGGCGCGCCGAGCACGACGCCGUGGAGGCGAAGCCGGCGGCGGCGGAGAGGCUGCUGUCGCUGGACUGGUACGGCGAGGCGAGCCGCGCGCCGGAGAGCGCCAUCAGCUCGCUGGGCGCGCUGGGCCUGUGGAGCGGCAUGAUCGGCGGCGCGCACCAGCACCACGGCUCCUCCGCGGCCAUCUGAACUUGGCAGAAACGUGCCUCCAUACUUGCGUUGCAUGCAUUAGUGGUUUGCUAAUGGCGUUAACGAGUGACUAUGUAGGAGUGCCUGUUUUUUCUUCUUCUUCUUCUGCUGGUUUUGCUAUUGUCAUCUUCUGUUUGGUUUCAUCGUUUUGUUUGGACGAUCGAUGCUUGCAGCUCGUCAUUUCAGACGGUGUCUCUGUUGUUGUCCCACUUCAAUGUUCGAACAUUUGCUGUGGUUCGUUCUUCAAGAUUUUAACUGUGUGGAGUAUGUAGUAGAGCAUAGUAGUUCAAAUAUUUUCGUUAAUUGA